AUGGCAGCAUACCUGUCCGAACAACUGCCACAUCUACGAGACUUACAUUUUCAACUCGGUCUACCCCCAGAGACCAUCGCCGCCGACGAACAAAGCAUAGAAACAGCUAUACGACAAUGUGUGGAGAAUUUGGUCAACGAGUAUGAAGACCAAGUGAAUCAACAUAAGGUCAAACUGCAUCGUAUGAGGUUGGAUGUGGCAGAUCUCGUCCGGGCGAUCGGCAGACAAGCUAGGAGUUUGCAGGUGUCAAGUGAGGAGAGAUUGAAAGAAGUCGUUCGUCACCCUCGCUCAGUUCAUGAUCGUAAACCUGAUCUUCCAGUCUCUACCUCAACAAGUGAAUAUGAUGGGGACCCACAAAGAAGAGUUGGUCCAACACUCAGAGACAAGAUGGCGUCCCUUGCUCACUUACUCGGACCCCCGGUCGAACCCUUACCGCCUCCCCGACCCAUCUCAGUCUUCUCAAAAGACACGGGUCGACGAGAUUCAGCAUCCUUGGCUCGAAUGCAGGCUAUGACACCACCAAGACGGACAUCAAUCCUUCAACCUGGCCUUCCACCAGACACUGGCUGCUGGUUCGACGUGAGCGACGAUGCUAUGGCAGCUGCGGAAGCAGCCAUACAACAAGCUUUGGAAGAAAGAGAAGCUAAACUGGACCACCUCAAAACUCUCAUCGUCAACCUCGCCUUUUUACAUCGCGAAUUAGUCUUACCAGAGUUUCCCGCCGAAGGAAGAGAUAGGUUCCCCAAUAAGCUCUUGCCGCGCCGAUCAGAUCAUGCCGUCUCGUAUCAGAAGCUCAUUGCAUCGGUUCUUGCACAAAAUCCUUUACCAGAAGAUGAAGAGGAUGACGACGAGGAAGGUAUGGUAGUGAUUGGAAUGGAGAUCGUCGAGCCCGAGCAAGGAUUAUUGGAAUGGACCGAAAGUUUGAACGAGCUGUGGACAGAAGAAAAGGAUAGACGGCAAAACAGAAUACAAGAACUCUAUAAUCAAGUGGAACCUCUUUGGAUACGACUCGAAAUGGAGCAAGACGCCAUGGACCUCUUUAUAGAGAUGAAUCGAGGUUGCGGAGAAGCUGUGAUCGAAGCAUACGAAGUCGAAGUUGACAGAUGUCUACAACUACGUCGAAACAGUCUCGAGAAGUUCAUCAAUGCCGUCCGGACGGAAAUUGAGAUUCUCUGGGACGAACUGAUGAUGUCCGAGGAGGACAAAGGCGACUUUGGGCCAUUCAUCGAUGAUGUUUAUACCGAGGAACUCUUGCAGGCUCAUGAGGAGGAAAUCGAGAGAUUACGAGCAGAGAUCGAAAGCAAGACUGCCAUCUUGCCAAAGGUCCGAGAAUGGCACACUCUAUGUAAAGACGAAGCCGAGCUCGAACGAAUGUCCCAUGAUCCAAAUCGGUUUUCCGCGAGGGGAGGCGCUUUGUUGAAAGAGGAGAAGCUGAGAAAGAGGGUCAAUAUGUUAAAGCCUAAGCUGGAAAUGGAUAUGCUUUCUCUUCUUCCCACCUGGGAAGCAGAGCAUGGUCGCCCAUUCACCGUCAGCGGUCAACGUGUGGUCGAUCGGAUACACGACGCUUUGGAAGCGAAAGAACAAGCGAAACUGGCCAAGAAGGCAACCCGCGCAGGACUCGCACCCGCCAAGACGAUUUCUCGUUCUGUCCCUGCCUCUGUGGCUCGUCACACCACCCCAGCCGCCGUACCCGGAUCAACACGGUCAAUGAGUCGGAAGCGUGAAGCUCCAACCCCAACACCAUAUGGUUCUUCGAACAACCCCAAACGCCCCCGUGUAGGUACACAAGGAUCGACCAUGAAACCUAGACCUAUUCGAGGUUUCCCCGAACAAGGUUCUAGUCCUUCUCGUCCGCCAGCUGGUAGAAGUCUUUACCCUUACCUGUAUCCAGAGUUCCAAGUUGGUCUCAUUCCGCGUCACUGGCUACCAAAGGGCAGGAAGAGAUGA
Messenger RNA from Tremella mesenterica DSM 1558, 1947 nucleotides. RefSeq lists its product as uncharacterized. Lineage: Eukaryota; Fungi; Basidiomycota; Tremellomycetes; Tremellales; Tremellaceae. The record is from RefSeq and is a predicted model, not a curated record. The transcript has 9 exons. The coding region runs from base 1 to 1947 and encodes 648 amino acids. Gene Ontology annotation, molecular function: microtubule binding. Gene Ontology annotation, biological process: microtubule cytoskeleton organization; mitotic spindle midzone assembly. Gene Ontology annotation, cellular component: mitotic spindle midzone; spindle; cytoplasm.